AUGAGUGGUUGUGCGGUUUGCGGAGACCGGGUGAACGGCAGUCGCUACGGCGCCCCCGCCUGCCUCGGAUGCAUCGUCUUCUUCCGGCGCGCCAUCAUCAACGACGUCAACUACAAGUGCCUCAAAGGCGAGAACUGCCCCAUCACUAAUGGUUGGGAGAUAUGAAUGUUGAAGGUCUUUUACAGAAGGUGUUUUACAGAAUCCAGAUGUAUAUGUCGGUUUUGUCGGCUUCAGAAAUGCUUCACUGUUGGUAUGAAAGCAGCAGGUUUGUGUAAACCUUUUUUUGAAGCUCAGAGUUAGGUUUUGGCAUUUUCCACGUUCAAGGAACACUAAAUUAAUAGUGGUAUUGUUGAUUUUUUUGAAUUUUUGGGAGAUCUUCAUACGAUUUUGUUGUUUUCUAAAAAAGCUGGCAAAUUUUCAAGAAACUGAUUGUUUUAUGUUGUUUCAUUAAGCGAUAUAAUUCACUGGCUGAAUUCUGUAGUCGAUUCAGAAAAAAAUUGAUCUAAUUUUUAAAAAGAAGUCAGACUAGUUAUUCAAAAAACCAUUGAAACAAGGAGCUUUUAAAUGGCUUUUUUCUAGUUUUGAAAGGACUUUGCAUUUUUACGAAAAAUUUUUAAUAUUCUUUAUAGCGUGAAAUUUGAAAUGAAAUUGUUUUUGAGUCUAGAAAGUGUUUUUUUUUCAGCCAUCCAAAGAAGAGAUGUGAUGGGCCCAAGAAAGUCGAAAAACAUGCCUGCGCCUCAAAUAAUCAAAGAAGAAAGAUUUUCUCCAGUUUGUACGCCGGUCGCAUCGACCAGCGGAACCUCUUCCAAUGGUCAGUAUUUUUUCAAUUUACCGUUUUUGCUGGUAAUUUCUCGAUGUCUGAGUUAAUAUCUUCUUUUUCUGCGAUAUAUCUUAAUUUUUUCAGUAACGAUUAGUUCAACUGGAGGAUUAAUCGACAAAUUAAUGAGACUUCAAGAACACCAGUGGUCCUGCCACCGUUCUUAUUUCUGCAUGGGCGAGAAUUUUUCCAUGGGUGCUGAUAUGUUCGACGACAUCAAACUCCGAGUAAGAUAUCAAUAAAAUUGUUCUCUUCUCUUUUCAGUAUGAAUUUAGUUUUUCUGUAAUCUUUCUCAUUGUUUUUUUUUUUUGAAUUUUUGCGAUUCCUAUGUCAAAUGGUGUUCUUGAAAUGAGGACCUCGGUAAAAAAUAUGCCGGACUUUUUCUGAGCAUUUCUAAUGGCAACUUUAGCGGCGUCAGUACCUUCAAUUAACUCUAGAAUUUUUCCGUAGCGCGUCCGGUUUGCGUUACAGAGGUCCAAUAAUAUAAAAAAACGUGAAAUCACGCGGUUUUCUUCCAUAAAAAAGAAUAAUUUCACCUCAUGUCUAAAUUUACUUUGAUAAACAGGGGUUUUGGGUUUUUUCAUAGGUUUCACACAUUUUAUCCAUUUUCUAAUGAGAAAUUAUUUUUUUCCCAGAGCUUGUCGAACUUAAAAAGGGUAAUUUUUAUUAAAUUAGACAAAGUAAACGCGAACAGAGAACAGUCAAAAAGAUGAGAGUUAAAAAGUUUUUUUCUACUCAUUUGGAUUAUCAUGAUAUUCAAUUAUCGUAAAUUCAUUUAUAUUGAUUAAAAACACACAAUACGGAUUCUUUUUUUCCAGAUCCAAGGCGAAAACUUUCGGCGAGCUCGCUCAGGCGAUGUUAACACAAUGAUACGGUUGGGGAUCGUAGACGCCGUCCGAUGGGCCAACCAAUUUGAGAUUUUCCGGUCUUUACACAAUCAUCACAAGGUUUUUCACAUUUUUUUGGUCAUAACUUGAAAAAUUGAUUUAAGAAAAGCAUUUUAUCGGAAUACGCAUUCGCCUUUAUGCUUGUCGAUCAAGGAUAUUUGACGUCGCAACGAGAAGAAGAUGUGAGAAAAUGUUUAUUUUAUUGUAGUAUUUUUGUGGUGAUUUUUCAUCGAAUGGAAGGUAGUCAUUAAACUUCGUAGGUUAGAUAUUCCUUCAAAAAAUUAUGCCAUUCAGGAAGGAUUUCCUGAUUUUUAGCUUACAAAAAGCCGUUAUUUUCUUGAAAAUUCUUUUUUUUUUAUGAAUAAUGGCGUUUUCUGAAAACUUCUUGGUACCUUAGGAAAUUUUCAAAAAGAAAGGUUGAUAUUGAAGUCAAUGAAAUCCGAUGCUUAUGAAAUCUAUCAAAAGUAACGCCAAAUAAUACCUCCUGCGUAUAAAUCAAAUUUAUCGAAAUUAUCUCUCUUUUUCAUUUUACACCUUGUGAAAUAUUUGUGUUCAAAUUCACGCUGCUAAGUUUUCAGGAUCUCUGGAUGCUUCAAAAUAACACAUACAUGCACAGUGAUUACUUCAAAGGAUUACCGGAGGCAGAUAAAAGAUUGGAUAUGGUCCACACAAAGGCCAAGUAGGAAAAAAAAAAUUUCUGAUUUAGAUGAGAAAUUUCAGAUUGCACCCGCAUUUCGUGAAAGACGCAUUGCAAAGUGUCGGUUUACCGAUGAAGGCCUUGGUCAUCGAUACUUUUGAAUGCGCCGUUUUGAAAACUAUUCUGCUCUUUGGACGUAUGUUUUCCAUAAUUUCUGUGUUUAGAGUAGAGCUGGCCAAUAGAAAUUAAAUUUGCGGUAUCGUUCAACUGAGAAGAAAGGAUCAAAAAUAGGAUUUAAAACAAAAACAUUUUGAAAUUGCCUAGAUUUUACAGCCAUCUGGUUGUGGCUAAAAAUUUCACAUUUUAAUUUUUUGUAUUGUCUAUAUUUUUUUAGGUGGAAUCAAAAUUCUUAAUCAGUCUUUAUACUAUUUUUCGAAGCAUCGCUCAAAAAAAGGAGAGGUCAAUCUGUCUUUAUGGUUAUGUUUGAUUCAGUUUUUCAAAGUUCUCGAAACCCUAAAAGAAUGUUGAAAUAAUGGUGUCUACAUUUUCAUUUCAAAAAAAUUAAUUUCACCCUGAAAUUAUGAAAUACAGAAUCGGAUCUAUCUGCAAUAUCUAAAUUUCAGACAAAAACUUCUUUCUGGAAAGUCGAGAAAUGCUGCAGCAACUGGAAUCCCGAUGCAUUCUGGAACUGACGGACCACUGCAAAAAGAAAUAUCAGAAAGACGCGGCGGUUCGUGUCGGCACUGUCAUUUUGUUCACCGCGAGUAUUCGGGUCAGUUUUUGUCAAUAUUUCUCUAAAAAGUCGAAAUAAUUUAGUGCUCGAUCAUGGCCGUGUACAAUCAGACAAGAGUCUCGGACUUGUUCAAUCUGAUGACCUUCGAUCCCCUCGUCAAAGAUGUCUUUCUCUCUUAA
This is a messenger RNA of Caenorhabditis auriculariae, 3253 nucleotides long. Lineage: Eukaryota; Metazoa; Nematoda; Chromadorea; Rhabditida; Rhabditidae. The record is from the annotation of a GenBank genome assembly.